AUGGAGCCCCUGGUGAUUGCUCUCCGCUCGUCGCGAGAGAUCUGCGGCCUAAGAAUAAGCGGUAUAGAGGAAAGACUGGCACUGUAUGCGUACGACCUUAUCCUGUUCCUAGCAGACGCGGGCCAGUCACUACGGGAAGCACUGAGAAUUUUAGACACCUUUGCAAGCUUCUCGGGGCUGCGGGGACGUGUGGACUUCCUACAGCUCAUGCUGGAUUCUAGGACAGAAGACAUUAAUGGUCUGAACAAAGAACAAAAAGCACUGACAGAUUCAGAAAUAAUGGCCCAAUCUGUUGUUUUUAUACUCGCUGGAUAUGAGACCACUAGUUCGACACUGACCAGUCUAUUUUAUAACCUGGCAACACAUCCUGAUGUACAACAAAAACUUCAGGAGGAAGUUGACUUAUAUCUGCCCAGCAAGGCCAGCCCCACCUAUGACAUUCUGAUGCAAAUGGAAUAUCUGGAUAUGGUGAUUCAGGAAACUCUCCGCAUGUACCCUCCUGCAGGAAGAGUGGAAAGGAUUUCAAAGCAAACUGUUGAAAUCAAUGGUGUUACCAUACCAAGAGGGAUGGUCUGUAUGAUCCCAGCAUAUGUGUUGCAUAACGAUCCAGAAUACUGGCCAGAACCCGAGGAGUUCCGGCCUGAAAGGUUUAGCAAGGAAAACAGAGAAAAUUACACUCCAUACACCUUCCUGCCCUUUGGAGAUGGACCUCGAAACUGCAUUGGAAUGAGAUUUGCUAUGCUAAGCAUGAAAGUAGCAACGGCUGCCAUCCUCCAGCACUUCAUUUGUCGACCCUGUAAAGACACCCUGAUCCCUAUGGAGUUGAGCACUCAAGGUUUCAUGCAGCCCAAGAAGCCAAUUAUUUUAAAAUUUGUAUCUCGAGCUUGAAAAGGGAAUGGCUGGAUUCAGAAUGU
Nanorana parkeri is the source of this 914-nucleotide messenger RNA. RefSeq names its product cytochrome P450 3A19-like. NCBI's taxonomy places the organism in Eukaryota, Metazoa, Chordata, Amphibia, Anura, Dicroglossidae. Gene Ontology annotation, molecular function: steroid hydroxylase activity; oxidoreductase activity, acting on paired donors, with incorporation or reduction of molecular oxygen; iron ion binding. The transcript is spliced from 6 exons. The record is from RefSeq and is a predicted model, not a curated record. Bases 1 to 888 code for a protein of 295 amino acids.